This is a messenger RNA of Hypomesus transpacificus, 1394 nucleotides long. It is a transcript of the gene hoxb7a, whose product is annotated as homeobox B7a. The coding region runs from base 112 to 774 and encodes 220 amino acids. Gene Ontology annotation, cellular component: nucleus. Gene Ontology annotation, molecular function: RNA polymerase II cis-regulatory region sequence-specific DNA binding; DNA-binding transcription factor activity, RNA polymerase II-specific. The transcript is spliced from 2 exons. The record is from RefSeq and is a predicted model, not a curated record. Lineage: Eukaryota; Metazoa; Chordata; Actinopteri; Osmeriformes; Osmeridae. Gene Ontology annotation, biological process: regulation of transcription by RNA polymerase II; anterior/posterior pattern specification.
GGAAAAAGGGGUGAUUUUUGGUGUAAAUCUAGACUGUAAUACUGUAAUAUAUCACAGUACCUCGUAAAACCGACACUAAAACCUCCCGGCCUACAAAUCACCGGUCAAAUUAUGAGUUCAUUGUAUUAUGCGAACGCUUUGUUUUCCAAAUAUCAAGCAGCAAGUUCGGUUUUCCCAACCGGGGUAUUUCCAGAGCAAACUUCGUGCGCUUUUGCGUCUAGUUCACCGCGUACCGGUAGCUAUGUAUCGGGCUCCGGCGGAGCAGCCUUCUCUUCUUCCUCAUCACUGUCCGGACUGUACAACAAUGGAGGAAACAUCCCCUCUCAAAAUCCCGGUAUGUACACCUCUGCGUACGGGCUGGGCGCCGGCUCCCUGAACAUGCACUGUUCUCCGUUUGACCAUCCCAGCCUCUCCAUGGUUUGCUCUGGUGACCCGUCCAAGCUUUCCAGCUGCGGCAAAGCAGAGCAACAGAACGAGGACAACUUACGGAUCUACCCCUGGAUGAGAAGCUCAGGUGCAGACAGGAAGCGAGGCCGACAGACGUACACGCGCUACCAGACUCUGGAGCUCGAGAAGGAGUUCCACUUCAACCGCUACCUGACGCGCAGACGACGCAUCGAGAUAGCUCAUGCGCUGUGCCUCACCGAGCGACAGAUCAAAAUAUGGUUCCAAAACAGAAGGAUGAAGUGGAAGAAAGAAAAUAAGACGACCGGACAGAGCUCCCCUACAACUGAGCAACAGGCAGGAGAAGAAGAGGAGGAUGAAGAGGAGUAGCCUUAUCACAGGAACAAUGAAGGAGUAUAGCUAAUAGGACUGAUAUGGAUAAAAUCAAGGGUGACAUUUUCCCCUUAUCUUACACUGAAUAGUCAAACAUACAAUACUACCUACUAAGAUCAUUGUUUAUAAUUUUGAAGUCCAAAGCCAAGGACUUUUUUUGGUAAAGGUGGGCCUGUAUUUAAAGGAAAGUGUUUGUUUGAAUUGAUAGGAUAGUCUUGUACGUUAAUGUUGCUUGUAUUUUAAUUGACCCUGCAUUGAUGUUGCUUGUGCUGUUUUUGCAGUCAGUCGUAUAAUCUUGCAUAAUCGACCUGUAAAACUGCAAAACGCUCGUUGCCAAAGCUAUCCUUAAAAGGCAUCAGCUUUUUGGAGGUUUAGAAAAUCUCAAAGGUGAUCCUUGUUAUAUUCAGUUAUCCUCUGUGUACCUCUGUUUGUAUUUAGUCGUUUUGAUAGGCUAAUGAGUUUUACCGCUAUGCAAUUUGAUUUGAUGCAGUCUUUUUUAUUGUUAAUGUGUACAGUGGACCACAAAAUGUAGCCUAGGAAAUGUAUAUUUUUGCGUUGUGAGGGACGUUUCGUUUUACAAUUGCACAAUAUGUUUAUGUCAAUAAAAAUAAUCAAUG